Messenger RNA from Necator americanus (New World hookworm), 309 nucleotides. RefSeq lists its product as uncharacterized. The transcript has 3 exons. Lineage: Eukaryota; Metazoa; Nematoda; Chromadorea; Rhabditida; Ancylostomatidae. Bases 1 to 309 code for a protein of 102 amino acids. The record is from RefSeq and is a predicted model, not a curated record.
AUGGGACCUGUGCGAAGUAUACUGCUGAUUUCAAUGUGUUUUACAGGCAUUCUCAGCAUAUCGUUGCUGGAUGCAUAUCGCUCAGAGAAGCAAACAGCUCGACGAAGAGGUAUGCUGAACGUACGCUUUCGUCCGAUAAUGCAUCUCAGGGGCGAUGAUGAUUGGAGGAAACAAGUCGGCAUGGAAACACUUACAAAUCAGAUGAUGGACGAAAAUGGCAUUGUUUUCGACCUCAACCCACCGGCGAACGACCAUAUGAGCAGGAUAUUCGCAGGACCUACCGGUAGAGGAUCCAAAAUCAGUAAAUGA